Molecule: messenger RNA, 1763 nt
Organism: Nezara viridula (southern green stink bug)
Lineage: Eukaryota; Metazoa; Arthropoda; Insecta; Hemiptera; Pentatomidae
Source: the annotation of a GenBank genome assembly
AUGAGGUUCAUAACAUGGCAACGCCAACUCAUAGGCCUUCCUAAUGAUUUAAGCGUCUACUGGCAGCAGUACCCUUGGCCGUUCGGGGAGAGCUUGUGCAAAAUAAGAGCUCUUGCUUCGGAAAUGUCGUCUUACACAUCGGUACUGACCAUAGUGGCCUUUACGAUGGAGCGAUAUAUAGCCAUUUGCCAUCCUCUGUACUCGUACACCAUGUCCAGCUUGGCAAGAGUCCUCAAGAUCAUUGUAGCAGCUUGGCUGGUGUCUCUUAUGUGCGCUCUGCCCUUCGCAGUCUUCACCACCGUCAACUAUAUCGAUUACCCUCCAUACUCGGGAAACAUACUCGAGGAAAGUGCUUUUUGUGCUAUGUUAGAAGCAAACAUACCUGAAUGGUUGCCGAUAUAUGAGCUGAGUACUCUGAUGUUUCUUAUCAUUCCAAUAAUAAUUAUAGUGAUCCUGUAUACUAAAAUUGCUAUAAAACUGAGGGAAAGGAACGACUACUCACUUGGCACUAGGGUGGGAGGAUCAGUGCAUUCAAGAAAGAGACAUUCGAAGUCGACGAAGCCUAUAAUUCGGAUGCUAGUUGCCGUUGUGAGUAUGUUCUUCAUCUGCUGGGCCCCUUUCCACGCUCAAAGACUGAUAUAUCUCUAUGGCAAAUCUUGGCCCAACUACGUCACACUGAAUGAAUGGAUGUACUAUAUCACUGGAGCCCUGUAUUUUUUUUCUUCAACGGUCAAUCCAAUAUUGUACAAUCUGAUGUCAGUAAAAUACAGAAAGGCCUUUAAACAGACACUUUUCGGGGGGCAAAAUGUGAAUAAAAGGGGUCAUCAAAGCAGCUUCCGAGAAUCAUCUCAAGGAGCAGCGGAAAUUUCUGAGGAUACUCAGAAAAAUACCAAUAAAUGCACUCCAUGUGAAAAGGUUAAAAGUGAUACUAUUGUGAGGGUUAACAAUAGCAAUGUAACCAAUGGAAAUUGCGUUUUGACAGUAAAAACCGGAUUUUUUCCUAAGAAUCUCUUUAUUCUCCCACCAAAUCCUCUCGCUAAUAAAGAACAGGGGAUAAAUCCUCAGAAAGUAGGAACACCGCCAUUAUUUAUUUCCAAUUGCAACACUGCAAAAGAAACUUAUAUAUAAAUUAUUGCGAUGCCAAUUAAGAAAUCCUACUUUAUAUCAUUUAUACAGUUUAUUAUUCAACGCUGGAAAAAUAUUAGAUACAAAGCAUAAAUAAAAUUGGCAAGUUGUUAGGGGAGUAAUUCAUCAAAAGCAAUGAAGGUUAUACGAUUGCUUCCUAUCUAUCAAUUUCAGAAAUUUAUAAUAGACCAAGUUUAAUCUGUAUUCCUAUUAUAUUGUAAACAAAAAAAUAUAUACAUAAAUAUUGCUGUGAAACUGUAAUUAAGCCUCUGUUAUUUAUUUCAAAGGUUAAUUUAUUAUUAAACGCAAUGUAACUACUAGACUUAAUUUGAACACUUAAUUACUGAUAUUGAUAUUUCUGAUAUAAAUAUUGCUAUAUAUUUUUUUUGUUUUAUUUUUUAGACUCAAAAAUGAGUAAAUGUAAACUCAUGUUAGAAUGUAUAUAGUGUAAGUAAGAUGUAAUUAUUUUUUUUGUAAAUAUACUCAUUCUGAUAUUUGAUUUCAUAAAAUAUUUAAACCAGAACAAAAUAGAAUCACCUUUCUCAUACAAUUAUAAUCCUUAAAUAUCUGGUAAUGUCUUGAUAUGUUGAUCAAGUUGUUGACUAAUUAGCGUUUUAAUAACAAAAUAAAUAAUAAAU